AUGGGCUCGAAACGCAUUCAAAUGGAACCCACGCAUGUCAUCAUGACACCCAACCAAGUUUUAGCUGUGAAUACGAGUCUGAUCUACGCGUGGCAAUUUUUCAAUCCGAAAAAUCUGAUUGGAAUGCGAUCGGCGCUGACUCCCUUAGCCAGUAGUCAUUAUGAAGGUUCUGAAAGAUUAUGUCAUAUUGAUCAAACCUCAACUACAGACGAAUCACUUGGUGGCAGUGGUGGUGUUGGUCAAGGAGCCGGUUCAAAAGGUGCGGUCAAUUGGGAUCAGCAUAUCAGAAACGCUUCCAAUGAUCCGAUUUGCACAGCUGCUAUUGGCGGUCGACGUCAGCUGUUCGUUGCUCGAUCUUCCGGUCAAAUCAAACAAUAUCGAUUACCUGAUCUUUGGCUCGAGGAUACAUUGAAAACUACGGAUACAAAACCGUAUAGGCUACAAGUAAAUUGUGACUCCAGUCUUCUGGCCGUGAUUGAUGAAUCCGGAUUGUUAACGUUGCAUCCAGUGAAAGGAGAGAACGGAGAAUCGGUUGCCAUGGACAGGAAGCAACUGUCGAGUUUCCUACGCAAAGAUGUUUGGGAUGUAAAAUUUGCUGAAGAAAGUCCGCAAAUGUUUGCCAUUAUGGAGAAAACACGCAUGUUCAUCUUUGACGGACUACAACCGGAACCCCCGGUACACACAUCCACAUUUUUGUGCCAAUUUAACAAUCUGGAAGUUUUCGGUGUACUACUGGAUGAACUUGUUGCUUUGGCAGAUCAACCCUCGACGGACUGUUUACUGCGAGUACCCGUUAAAAUUCUUCGGGACUGUGAAACUUUGUUUGAUCAAGAAGGUCCAAUUAAGGCACUGGAAUUUAUCGAGGCCAAUCCUCAUCCACGUUUAAAACGCCUUCUGAGCGAGCGAUGUCUGGAGCAACAGAAUUUGGAUCUGGCCGAACUGGGCUUCGUUCAGUGCCAGAACUAUGCCGGGAUACAGUUUGUGAAACGUCUGAGAAAUAUUCAGUCCAAAGUGAUUCGAAAGGUUUGUCUAUGGUUGUUGGAUAUUCAACUGAUGUCAAAACGGUUUUCUGUUUACUAG
Messenger RNA from Echinostoma caproni, 1080 nucleotides. NCBI's taxonomy places the organism in Eukaryota, Metazoa, Platyhelminthes, Trematoda, Plagiorchiida, Echinostomatidae. The record is from the annotation of a GenBank genome assembly.